AUGUGGCAUAAGAUAAGCUAUGAUCCACUCAGUCAAGGUGACAAAUGUAUGCAUUGUAAAAAACAUUGCGGAAUGAAGCGAACUCCAAUAUUUAUCGCCUGCCGUCAUUUUUUCUGCGAUAACUGCACCUAUGACGUAAACAUUGAGUAAGCUUUUUCUUUUUUUCAAAACCAAACCAAAAAUCUUUGUCAAUUAAUUAGUAGAAAACUCACCGUUUUCUCCACGAAACCGUUGUGAGACGCGGAGAUCUGCAAAAAGGAAAGGAAAACUAAUUAAAAAUCCAACUAAUUAGGUGGGGAUAAAAAUAGAGAAAAAGGUUAUUAAUCCGAAAAAAAAGACAAGAUAUAUUGAAUAUUGCACCUGUCCUAAACGCUAAUAUUAACAACAACAGAAAAAAGCGGGAAAUAUUUCGCAACAUUUUUUUUGGGACGAUGACGUCAUCAUUUUUGUUUUUUUUUUUUGGUUGGAAAUGAAAUGAAAUGUGGGCGAAUGGGGAAAAGUUCAAGAAUAAUUGAGGGUUAGCUGAGAAUUCUGAGAUCUCAUGAGAGAGAAAAAAUGCGGGGAAAUGUUGAUUUUUAGUCGGCAAAUUGAUAAGAGUUGUGAAUUUUCACAUAAUAAAAGUGAGGGAAUUGGAAAUUGAAGUUUUGAGAAAGCCUACGCCUAACUAAGUGGAUUAGUUAGGUGUAGGCUUUCUCAGCCUUAAGCCUAAGGCCUAACUAAGUGGUUUAGUUAGGCUUAAGCUUAAGCCUAAGGCGUAACUUCUCCCAUAAACUUUUUGAAUAGGAAGUUUAUGGGAAAAGUUAGGAACAUGGCCUAAAAACAUGCGAUUUCUCAUUUUCUAUUGAAAAAUCGCAUGUUUUAAGCCUACAUCAUCAGAUUUUUAAGGCAUAAAUAAGCGGUUAAGCCUAAGGCCUUACUUUUCCCAUAAGAAUUUUAUGGCAAAAGUUAGGCUUAGGCUUGGAGAUAUACGAUUUUCGUAAAAAUCACAUAGCUUCGCUCAAAAUUUAAUUAAAAAUCGCAUUUUCACCUGGAAAAUUUCGAUUUCUCAUCAAAUUUCGGCUUGUAAAGCUCAUAUGCCUAGAAUAGUUAGGCUAAGACCUGAAAAUGGAAAGAAUUUCGGAAUUUUUUAUUGAAAAUCUAUCAGAAAAGCUAAAUUUCUUGGUUUUUGGCCUAAAAUUUGAUGAAAAAUCGGAUUUUCACGGGGAUUUUUCACCAAAUUUUCGAUGAAAAAUCCCCGCAAAUCCAUACACCCCCACUCAAAUCGCCCACUUCCCCUCAAACCGAUGCCCAAAUUUCGCGCUAUUGAUUAGCCUAAUCACCCAAAUCCACGCCAUUUGGCUGAAAAUGCUCAGAACCCGCUGAAACUUCUCAAUCUCACUCCACACAUCAUUUCCAAACGACUCUGAAAUUUUGGCGGCGAUCCGUGGGAUUUAAGGGGCCGAAUGGGGGGCCCCCUUGGAAAACUGGGCCGGGUGGGACGCAGGCACGCAAAAAAAGACGCUCUCUCUCACUCUCUGUGUGUCCAUCUCUUCUUUCUUUCCCGCUUAAUCGAUUAGAUUCAUGAGGUGGCGAGAGAGUGUGUGAUGUGUGGAGAGACGGCAGAGUGUUGCACUAAAGGCUGCAUGCCUGCCUGCGUUCUUUUCCUUUCGCCCAUCGCUUUUUUUUGAAAAAAAUGGAGGAGACGAAAAAGAAAAUGGCCUUUUUGCCUAUUGAUUGGCAACACGGCGUUUUGUUGUUGAUGGAAAAAUGAAUGCAACUAAAAAACGAACAAUUUGUUGCCAAAUAAUAAAUGCGAACGAAGGUCGUGAUAUUGAUUGAUUUGAUGGGAAAUUAUGAAUUUUGAGGGGAUUUGGAGCAUUUUGAGUGUAAAUAUGUCUAGAAUUACAGUAGCUCGAAUUUGGCGCCAAAAAAUCCACGUAUUUUGACACCAAACAAUACGGGGUACUGUAUAUUUUUGCGUCAAAAAUCCCAGAUUUCCGAAAUUUCAAAAAUUUGGCUCCAAAAAACUACUUUGUACCCUGAGGCACAGUUUUGUGGGCGGAGCCUAUUUUCACAAUGAAAAUUGAGGUUUUUGGAGCAUUUUCAGCCUAAAUUCGAUUGAAAACGAUCUAAGGCACAGUUUUGUGGGCGGAGCCUAUUUUCAUAUUGAAAAUUGAGGUUUUUGGAGCAUUUUGAGUCCAAAUGCUUCAAAAAUCUAAAUUUUCUCUAUGAAAAUAGGCUCCGCCCACAAAACUGUGCCCUAGAUGAUUUGAAUUCAAAAUUCAUUUUCAAAAAAAUCACGUAAUGUUUUUUUUUUCUAUACAAAAAAAGUGCGUUUUUUUCUGGAAAAACAUAAGUUAGGAUUAGACUUAGCUUAAAUUACGUCAUUCAAAAAUUUAUAUAUUUUUUCAAUUUUUUUUUGAAUAAAAAAUAUAUAGAUAUUUAAUCUCCCCCUCUCAAAUAAAGCUAUUAAUCUCAAAAUUUUUGCAUGAAAAAAUUUUUUUUUCAUUUUUUUCAGCAAAACGUGUCGAAUUUGCAAUUUUGCACAAGAGGAAGAGGAAAAAUAUUUGAGAUUAAGGCAAAGUUGGAAAUUGGAGGUGAAUCGAGAGGAAAAUCAGCAAAAUCGGGUAGAAGAUCAGAAUCUGGGAGAAGAUCAGGAAAAUCGAGAGGAAAAUCAGAUCCCGGACCAAGAAUUGGAUGAAAAUUGUGAAAAUUUGACUGAAAAUGCACAAAAUUUGGCUGAUUUCGAUGAAAAUUUGAAUGAAGCUGCUGAAAAUCAAGAAAAUUUGGAAGAUGAGGUAAAAUUUCACGUUUUUUGACACCAAACAAGCCAAGGGUUACUGUAGACUGAUAUUUGCUCCAAAAUUAAAUUUUUAAAUUUCAAUUUCGCGCUAAAAAUUCAAGGAGUACUGUAGUUGCAAAUCUACAGUAACCCUGGUCUUGUUUGGUUUCAAAAAACGUGAAUUUUGGCACCGAAAUCCACAGUAACCUUUUUCAGGCAUCCCAGUCCUAUGGGUCCACAAUAGCCGAAUUCUUGGCUUCUCAAGAAACCGAUUUUCAGCCGGAAAAUCAGGUAUGUUUCUGAAUCUCAGCCCCAAAAAAUCUGUAAUUUUCAGCCAGAUUUUCUCUCAAAACUCAUCGAAAAAUCCGAAAAAAUUCUGAAAAUCCAACCGGAAACCUAUGAGUUCGACGCGUUUCUGCUGGAAAAACACGCGAAUUUCGCAUUUGCGCCACUCGCAAUUCGCCAAAUUCUCGAAACUUCGCAAAAUUGGGAAGAUUGGCUGGAAAAAUAUGCGGAAAUCGCCGAAUUUUUGCAUGAAAUUGAGGCGAAACGCUCGAAUUUCGCGCGAAAAAUGCGGGAAAAUGAGAGGAUUUUGGAGCGAAAAGUGGAGAGAAUCGAAAAAAUUGUGAUGGGAAUUGGGGAAAUUGAGGAACCCAGAGAGGAACUAAGAGAUUUCGAGCUGAUUUUGAGCCAAGACGAUUUGGAGCACGAGAUUCUGGAGCCUGAAAUUGUGGAGCAGCAAGAAAUUUUGGACGAUUUUCUUGUUAUUCAAGAUGAGAAUGCUGACCGGUGGAUUUUUGAUGUGGUGAGUUUUGGCGCCAAAAUUCUACAGUAAUCAGGGCCUUUUUUGGUGUCAAAAUUGCAGUUACUGUAGUUUUUCCACGUAGAUUUUUGGCGCCAAAAAAUACCUUUCAAAAAAAAUUUUUAAUUUCAUACUGUACCAUUUUUUUCCAGCCAAUUUUUAGCCAAGCGGAUUUGGAGCCUGAAAUUCUGGAGCAAGAAGAAAUUUCGGAGCAUCUUUUAAUUCGAGAUGAGAAUGCUGAAAGAUGGAUUUUUUUGAAUGAGGUGUGGUUGAUCUACAGUACCCUAGGCCAAAAUCUACAGUACCCUCUAGGCAUUUUUACUAUCAAAAUGUGCCAAAUUUUCUGUCAGAUUCACCAACAAAGCUCCGCUCCGAUUCAACCAAUCCUCAGCCGCUCGGAUUUCGAAGUUUACGUCGAAAAAAUCGAUGAAUUGUUCGAAAAUUCUGGCCGAAAUUAUCGAUUCGAGCAAUUUUUGAACGAUUUUUAUUGUUAUAAAAAAUUGAAUUUUCAAUAAUUUUUUUUUUCUGAAAAUUCCCUGUCAAAUAUAAUAAAUUUAUCGAUUUUUCCGAAAUUUCCCAAUUUUUUUGAUCUACUUUUUGUAUCUAGUUUGAUCGCUGGCGCGUUCUUUUUUAUUUCAAAAAAAAAACAUUUUUUUUCGAAAAAAAUGCAUUUUUUUGCGUGUGACGUGGCAAAACCGUCCAUUUUUUUGCUCGGAAAUUUUUUUUCGCAAAAAAUAGCACAUUUCAGAUUUUCAGAAGAAGACAGGCUGAAAAAUGUUGUCAAGAAUUUCGAUCAAAAAUUUUUUGUGCUCAAAAUCGGCUCGAAUUUCGGCGGUUAGAAAUAUGAGUUUUGGUGGGUUUUUUGCCACGUGGCAAGCAAUUUUUGGUGCCAAAAUUCAUUAAAAUUGAACAAAAAAUCACUAUUUUUGCUAAAUUUUCGCACCAAAAUCAUUCCACGUGGCAUUUUUGGCGCCAAAAUUUCAAAAUUCAAAAAAUUUUCUCGCACAGAUCUCACCGACGACCAACGCCAAUUGCAAGACAUGGCUUUGCAGUUUGCGAAGAAGGAAAUGAUUCCGGUUGCGGCGAAAUACGACGAAUCCGGCGAGUAUCCGCAUGACGUGGCGAAAAAGGUGAGCGGAAAUGCCGCGCGGCAAAAAUUUGCGCGCGUUUUCGGUGCAAAAUUGAGCCAUUUUGGUGGAUUUUGAGCUAAAAACAUCAAAAAUCGAUAUUUUCUAACCAAAAAUCAAUAAUUUUGUUGCAGUUCUACGAAAACCGGUUUGAUGAAUGCGUAUGUGCCGGCGGCUUACGGUGGCGCUGGACUUAGCCUAACUGACACCACACUCAUCACCGAAGCUUUGUCGUAUGGAUGUUCGGGAAUCGGGUUGGCUGUCGGUGGAGCGCUUUUGCCACUUUUGGGAUUGUUGCAGCAUAAGGAUGAGGCGAUUAAGAAGAAGUUUUGUGGUACGGUGUUUUCUCUGGGGCACUACAGUAAUCCCGAAAUUUUUCUGAUCGUUUUGAGACCGAACACCAUCUAUUUUUUGGUCUUGCAGCGAAAAUUGAAGACUACAGUAACCCUGCAUGUUUUAAAGGGACAUGACAUAGAUAUUUGAUCUUUUCUGGGUCUGGCAGCGAGCUACAGUAAUCCUGAGAAUUUUUUGAUCGUUUUGAGACCAAACUCGAUCUAUUUUGAGUCUUGCAGCGAAAAUUGAAGACUACAGUAACCCUGGUUGUUUUAAAGGGAUAUGAAAUAGAUAUAUGAUAUUUUCUGGGUCUCGCAGCGAGCUACAGUACCCCAUGGGUGUUUCAAAGGCACAGAACAAGUAUUUUCUUGAUUCUGAGCGUUUUGACUCCGAACAUGAAUGACUUUGGGUCUUGCAGCGAGCUACAGUAAUCCAGAAAUUUUUCUGAUCGUUUUGAGACCAAACUCGAUCUAUUUUGAGUCUUGCAGCGAAAAUUGAAGACUACAGUAACCCUGGUUGUUUUAAAGGGAUAUGAAAUAGAUAUAUGAUAUUUUCUGGGUCUCGCAGCGAGCUACAGUAAUCCUACAGUACCCCUGAGUGUUUUAAAGGCACAGAACAAGUAUUUUCUUGAUUCUGAGCAUUUUUACUCCGAAAAUGAAUGACUUUGGGUCUCGCAGCGAGCUACAGUAAUCCCGAAAUUUUUCUGAUCGUUUUGAGACCAAACACGAUCUAUUUUGGUUCUUGCAGCGAAAAUUGAAGACUACAGUAACCCUGGAUGUUUUAAAGGGACAUGACAUAGAUAUUUGAUAUUUUCUGGGUCUCGCAGCGAGCUACAGUACCCCAUGGGUGGUUCAAAGGCGCAGAACAAGUAUUUUCUUGAUUCUGAGCACUUUGAGAGCCAAUUCUACAUACUUUGGGUCUUGGAGCGAUGCUACAGUACCCCUGCAAAAAUUUAAAGGAACAUGAUGAUGUAAAUAUUUUGCAGAAAUGCUCUCAAGCGGACCAAACGUUGCUGCAAUGGCUGUAACCGAACCAACAGCCGGAUCGAAUGUUGGUGGAAUUCGAACAAAAGCUGAGAAAAAGGGCGAUGAAUAUGUGAUAAAUGGAACCAAGGUGAGCAAUUAUUGAUUUUUGGCACCAAGAUUUUUGAAUUCCUCAUGAAAUUUGACGAAUUUUGACACCGAACAUGAUAUAUUUUGGGUCAAAUUUGAAUUUUUCAUGAAAUUUUGAGCUGUUAGACACCAAAUUUUUGAAAAUCAUCCAAAAUGUGGCUUGUUUGGUGUCUAAAAUCUCCAAAUUUGAUGAAGAAUUCUGAAAUUUUAAUUAAAUUCAUUCCAGUGUUGGAUAACCGGUGCUCAACCCGGCAAAUUCUUUGUCGCCCUGGCUCGAACAAAUCCCGAUCCAAAAGCGUCGCUCGGAAAAGCCUUUACAAUGUUUGUCAUCGACGCCAAAACGCCCGGAAUUGUUUUGGGAAAAAAAGAGCAGAAUUUGGGACAGAGAGCGUCGGACACAAGAAUGGUGACUUUUGAGGAUGUUCGAGUGCCCAAGGAAAAUGUGAUUGUUGGUGAAGGUGCUGGAUUUGGUGUGAGUUUUGGGGAAUUUUUGAACUCGUCGUGAAAUUUGGAGCAUUUUGAGCCCGAAUUUGACGUAGAUUGGGCCACGCCCACUUUUCCUGCAAGCCUGGCAUUGUUUUUCUAAUGAAAAAUAGGCUCCGCCCCUUUUUCUGCAAGCCUGACACGGGUUUUCUAAAGAAAAUAGGCUCCGCCCCUUUUCUGCAAUUCUGGCACGGUUUUUCUAAUGAAAAAUAGGCUCCGCCCCUUUUUCUGCAAGCCUGGCACGGUUUUUCUAAUUAAGAAUAGGCUCCGCCCCCUUUCUUGCAAGCCUGGCACACUUUUUUCCAUGUAUUUUGAAUAAUCUUUUUUUUCUUGGGAAUUCCCCAAUGGGAAAAUGUAAGCCACGCCCCUUUCCUGCAAGCCUGGCACACUUUAUUUUUCUCUCACAAAUAUUUUUCUUUUAGGUUUGCAUGAACACGUUCAAUCGUACACGUCCUUUUGUCGGUGGAAUUGGCUGCGGAAUUUCGUGGAGAGCUCUGGAUGAAGCUGUAAAAUAUGCAACUGAAAGAGAAACUUUUGGCACAAAAUUGAUGAAUGUGAGUUUUUUUUUUUGCUGAAAAAUGAGCUGAAAUUUGGGAUUUUUGGCCGAUUCUAACCUAAUUUGCACCCAAAAUUCGGAUUUUCUCGAUUUCAGCACCAAGGAAUUCAAUUUAUGAUUGCUGACAUGGCUGCUCAAUUGGAAAUGUUUAGAUUGGCCACCUACAAAGCAGCCACAAUGAUUGAUAAUUAUAAAGAUGAGAAUUUUGUGUAUUAUGCAUCGAUUGCCAAGCUAAGGUGGGUUUUCAGCGAAAAUAAUGCGAAUUUUUGAAUUCUCCAUGAAAUUUGGCACUUUUUGAAACCAAAUAUGAUAUAUUUUUUAAAUAUAAAAAUUAUUCCACAAUAUGCCUUGUUGGGUGUCUAAAUUUCCGAAAUUCCAUCCUGAAUUCAAAUUUCAACUUUAAAAUCCACCUAGUUUCCAUUUUGCAGCUCAUCUGAUGCCACCCAAAAAAUCACCAACGACGCUGUUCAAGUUUUCGGCGGAGCCGGUUUCAACAAGGAAUAUCCGGUGGAAAAAUUGAUGAGAGACGCGAAAAUUUUGCAAAUUUACGAGGGAACAAGUCAAAUUCAAAGAAUCAUUAUCGCCAGACAUGUUUUUGAGAAUUAUCAAAAGACUGGAGGAGUUUUGAUUCGCUAA
Molecule: messenger RNA, 7810 nt
Organism: Caenorhabditis angaria
Lineage: Eukaryota; Metazoa; Nematoda; Chromadorea; Rhabditida; Rhabditidae
Source: the annotation of a GenBank genome assembly